AUGGUGCUGGGCUGCUGCAGUUCUCCUCUAGGCCAGGAGUUGGCGCUGAUGGCCGGCUGGCUCAAGAGACAGAGGAGCAUCAUGAGGAACUGGCAACUACGGUGGUUCGUUCUAUGGACUGAAGCACUGUACUUCUAUAAGGACCAGGAUGAGACUAAACCUCAGGGAUGCAUCCUUCUCCAGGGCAGUCAGGUCAGCAAGCUGCCUGCCAAUCAGGAUGAAGCUGGUUGCCACCUGUUUGAGAUUGUUCCAGGUAUCUUUGGCCAGCAUCUGGAAGAGACAAUGCAGUGUGAGAGUGGGUGUGGCAGCAGCAGCAAGCCUGUGGUGCCUCUGCUGGUGGAGCAGUGUGUGUGUUUUAUACACCAGCACGGCCUCACGGAGGAGGGGUUGUUUAAAAUGCCUGGACAGACCAAUCACGUAAGAGAGCUGCAGGAUGCCUUUGACUGCGGGGAGAAACCAGUGUUUGACAGUAACACUGAUGUCCACACGGUGGCUUCCCUUUUGAAGCUCUACCUCAGAGAGCUGCCGGAGCCUGUGGUGCCUUUCAACAAAUACACAGAGUUCCUCUCCACCGCUCAGCUACUGGCCAAGGACCAGGAGGAGGGGAUCUUUGAGCUGGGUAGGCAGGUGAAGACUCUUCCUCAGGUCAACUAUAACCUCCUCAAAUACAUCUGCAGAUUCCUAGAUGAGGUCCAGUCCCACUCCAGUCAGAACAAGAUGAGUGUUCAGAACCUGGCCACUGUGUUUGGACCCAACAUCCUCCGACCCAAGAUGGAGGAUCCACAAACCAUGAUGGAGGGUAGUUCCCAGGUGCAGCACCUGAUGACUGUACUGAUCAGUGAACACUCUCGUCUGUACCAGGGGGAGGCAGAGACUCCCAGGGAGGACCAAUCUGCCCCUCCUCCGACUCCUUAUCCCCGGGCCCCUACAAUUCAGCACUGCAGGGUGGAGUGGCUCUCACAGGAGGACAUCCUGCCCCCCACCACCCCUACCCAGCCCUAUCCCUCCCUGGGACAGACCCCUAACACCCCAAGUCAGGAACCACUUCAACCCAUCUUGACCUCCAGUGUCUCCUCUCUCGAUACUGACCACCCUGGAUCAACCACCCAGGAAAGAAAAGAGGGGGAUUCAGAGGGAAAGAGUGAAAGAAAGAGCGAAAGAAAACUCUCGGGUGGUAGUGGUGCAGCCCUUGGUCCCAGUAAACAGUCCAAAAGCCUGUCUUCAUGGAGGUCCUCCUUGAAGGGUGGGUCUGGGUCAGGAGGGGUGAGGGGGAAGAUGGGAGGGUCAGCGGUUGACAUGUCGACUGUCACCAGGGGCAACUGGCUGAUGAACGGCUUGUCAUCCUUCCAUAAUCACCGACGGCCUGCUUCGACCGGCAAACGACUCAAAGAGUCCUCGCUUUCCCUGACAGAGACACAUAAAGACUCUCUGCCAGACUCCUAUACUGGGUCCUCUUUGUCUUUAAAAUACUCUUCACACUCUCAAAGAAGCUCGCUAAAAGACUCAUCUCCUUUACAUAUAGACUCUUCCUGUUCUAGUAUAGACUCCUUUCCCAAUAUAAAGCCCUCCGUCUCUGUCAGAAACUCCUCCCAUUCCAACAGGCUCUCGACCUAUGACAACGUUACUAUCACUCCCUGCAGUCUGAGCUUGCCCGAUGGAAGCCCCUCCCCCUGGACCUCCUGUGAGAUCUCAUUGGCUGAAUCUACAGGAACUGAGCGUACCACACUGAACUCUGGGUUAGGGUCCGGGCAGGCUGUGGCGGGGUCCUCGGUGGCUGGGGGCAGUAGCUCUGCUCUGGAGCUGUGUGUGAGCAGCGCUGGCUGCAGCAAGGGUGACCCUGGAGAUGACAUCACAGGUCUGAGGUCAGGGGUCAACAAGGGUCUGUUUAGCCUGGUGACGGAGCUGAAGGAAGAGCUGAGGAGACAGAGGUUCAGCUAUGAGACACGAAUACGCAAAUUGGAGGAGUCAUGUUCAGGUCUUCGUCUCCAGUCUGGUCGUUUAGAAGAGGAUCUUAACCAGGAGAAGAAGAGGUUCCGCAUGCUGGAGAUCCGACUGGGGAACUCAGAACGCGCAAGGCAGGAUGCAGAGACUCGGAAUGUUCUCCUGCAGAAAGAGAUGGAAGAGUUCUUUGCUACACUGGGAGACCUGACCACUGGCACACAUACCAGCUAGACCUGAGCAGACAGUGUCAGCCCACCGAGCGAAAGGCUUUCACUAUGGGAGCUAACACAGGUCAGGUCUCAGGCGAGGUUACCCAUCAAGUGAGUUUAAUUCUGCUACACUCAGACAAAAUUGAAGAAAAGGAAGAAAAAGGCUUAAAUUAAACAGGAAAGUACUAUCUGAGCUUUGAAAUGCUAUAUUUUAUGUCCGUUGCAAAAUGUUUUGCUACUGUGUGCUCUAAUGAACACGACCUAAGUGUCUCUCCGCCUGUGCAUUAGGACUAGGCUUAAUAUGUGUCCACGAAACCGGCCACUGGAGUAUUCAUUCAGAGGUUGCUCAAGACUGUUGUGAUACAGCCCAUAUGUCCAUGUUGUCAUUAUAUGGUACAGAAGGGGUUUUAUGUUUUUCUUAUCUGAAGUCUACUGCUGUCUAUCACUCUGUAUGCAUCGUCAUUCUUAGUAACUGUGGGCCAUUUUCCCAGAAACAGAUUAGGCCUAGUCCUGGACUAUAAAGCACUUUCAAUGGAGAUGGCCCAUUGAGUUUUUUAGUUCAGGACUAGUCUUACGCCAGGAUUCAAUCCGAUCGUGCUUUGUCAGCUAUGCACCUUUUAAAGGUAAUUUUCCUGCGUUUGUGGAGACUGUAUUCAUGGUAAAUGCUGCAUAUGUCGGCUAAAUCAGAAUUUACCUUUAAAUGUCAAGCGCGUUAUAACGCGGAUCUACCGCUGAUAGGAUUGAAUCCCUGCCUUUAUCUUUGUCUGGGAAACCACCUCUGUGUGUGCUAGACUGUUAGUGAUCUCUUUAAAGAUGGACCUCUAAAUGGUUAAAUGUGAUACUUACUGAACUCAGGUGUUCUAAACAUUCUGGUCAGAGAGAUGAUGUAUCUCUAUUCCCGUACUUGAAUACUAUUCUGAAACAGACUACUUUUACCACGCCAUGGUUUCACCACAUCACAAAACAUUUUGGUGACUGUUGUUUCUGAUUUAAGAAAUGGGCCUUGUUUAUUAUAGCGAUAUCAUGUCCCAAAACUGACCAGACUCUAGUGAAAGCCUCUGAGUAUUUGUCAUUAUAAACUAAUGUCCUUACAAGAAGUAUGCGUUGAGAAUAAAAACAAUUCAAACAGAAUCAAAUUCAACCCUUUAUUUGCAGGAGUUGCAGGUUGACAUUGACUGACUGUUUCCAGUGUGUACCUUAGGUCUGUAGUAAGGCCUUGUCCAGAUCAAAAGGCUAACAUUUAUACAACCGGCCUUUGUGGAAAACACCACGAAACCUGGAUUGCGUUCAAGAGGGUGAAACGUUCUAUGUGGAUUCCAUUAAUAAGAACUGAGAUGAUUCCAUAUCUAUUUAAAUGUUCCAUAACGUUGUACCCUCCUGAAUGCAGCCUUGUGUCUGGUGUGCGAUAGGCCUGACCACAGCCAGGGAUGGGGUCCAGGUCCAAACAUAAACAGGGCCUAUAGGGAUUGAACGGCGAGGAGCCAUCAAAUACCUUUGAAUCUAGAAAAAGGAAAACAUGGCUGGCAGCAAAUUUUUUAAAACCCCUGGAGAACAUCCAUCUAACAUACAAAUAAACCACUCACUACCUACUCUAUAGUCUACAAAUCACAUUGCAAAAAAUAAAAAAUAAAUGUUUAGACAUAGUACUUUUGAAUUAAAUAUACAUUACAUACAAUACUAGCAGUCUUCUAACAUUGACAAAGGUACAUGUUCAAAUAAAUAAAUAAAACUAAAACUUUCACAUUGUUUUUUUAGACCAUAUGCUGGGGACUGUUAUGUCAUUCAGAAACUCAUCUAGGUGAGGUAGUCAAUAAAAACCAAGUUCUCUAACAGAGACGGCACAGAGAGAGGCGCUAACGCUAACUAAACACUGAGUGCCUCUACAGCAGAGAGAAAUAUAGUUGGGUUAAAAACAGACAACUCAGGGAUUUUCUUAAGAGAUGGGACAAUCUCAACUUUCUUUUCACAAAUAUUUUUCUUAAUAUUAACAACAUUUGAAAUCUAUAUUUUUAAAGACCGUCCUGACAGGUUGCAUUAAGGCCUGGUAUGGGAAUUGCUCCAUCCACGACCGCAAGGCCCUCCAGCGGGUGGUGAGGACGGCCCAGUACAUCACUGGGACCAUGCUCCCACCCAUCCAGGAC
Messenger RNA from Coregonus clupeaformis (lake whitefish), 4291 nucleotides. RefSeq names its product rho GTPase-activating protein 22-like. The coding region runs from base 1 to 2172 and encodes 723 amino acids. Gene Ontology annotation, cellular component: focal adhesion. NCBI's taxonomy places the organism in Eukaryota, Metazoa, Chordata, Actinopteri, Salmoniformes, Salmonidae. Gene Ontology annotation, molecular function: GTPase activator activity. Gene Ontology annotation, biological process: signal transduction; activation of GTPase activity. The transcript is spliced from 8 exons. The record is from RefSeq and is a predicted model, not a curated record.